Messenger RNA from Aspergillus heteromorphus CBS 117.55, 1056 nucleotides. Its product is annotated as coatomer subunit zeta. The record is from RefSeq and is a predicted model, not a curated record. Gene Ontology annotation, biological process: retrograde vesicle-mediated transport, Golgi to endoplasmic reticulum; intra-Golgi vesicle-mediated transport; intracellular protein transport. Bases 44 to 649 code for a protein of 201 amino acids. Gene Ontology annotation, cellular component: COPI vesicle coat. The transcript is spliced from 2 exons. NCBI's taxonomy places the organism in Eukaryota, Fungi, Ascomycota, Eurotiomycetes, Eurotiales, Aspergillaceae.
GUCAGUUACCAGUCACCACGUUACCAGAACCCAAUUGCCCACCAUGACCGGCUCUCUCUCCCUCUUCUCCGUCAAUGCCGUCCUGUUGAUGUCGGCCGACGAUGGCUCUCGCAUCUUCACCAAGUACUACUCGCCUCCUCACCCCCCGGCCGGUGCUGCCCCCAACUCGACCGAUUACCCCGGAGCGAACCCGUAUCCCACCCUGAAAGACCAGAAGGCCUUCGAGCAGGGUCUCCUCGAGAAGACCAACAAGCAGACCAGCGAUGUCAUCCUGUACGACAACCGGAUAGUCGUCUUCAAGAUGGAGAGCGACGUGAUGCUGUAUGUGGUGGGAAGCGCCGACGAGAACGAAGUGCUGCUCUACAACGUUGUCCUGUCGCUACGGGAUGCCCUGGGAAUCCUCUUCAAGGGCGCCACCGACAAGCGCACCAUCGUCGAGAACUACGACCUGGUCGCCCUGGCCAUCGACGAGCUCAUCGACGACGGCAUCAUCCUCGAGACCGACCCCGUGCUGAUCGCCUCGCGCGUGAGCCGCGCCCCCGCCCCCGAUGCGCCCAACCUCAAGAGCAUCGACUUGACCGAACAGGGUCUGCUCAAUGCCUGGGAGCUUGGCAAGCGGCGUCUGGCCGAGGGCUUGCGCCAGAUGUAAAUGGGGCGGUUGUCUGUGGAUCAACGUUGACGGGUUCCCAUUUCCAUUGAGGCGAUUCUUUUCUUUCUUUCUGUCCAUUACCUACAUGUCUUGUUGUCUUAUCUGGCUGGUCCUGGCGUGGUAUUGUGCGCAUUGUUCACGGUUUAAUUAUGUCUUUUUUUUUUCUCUUGUACCCCUUCUCUUUUACAACAUUAUUGGCCCUGUAUUGGGGUUGCAGAGGCUCGAGGUACCCAUAGAUAUCCUCCUUGCUGUUUCAAAGCGAGAAUAUUGUGCUGUUAAAAGUCGGUGGUGAGGGGGUGUCCGUGGGGAUGUUCGUAUGAAGAUUUGGCCAUGUGAAGGUAGAGAUAUAGCGAGGGUAUUCCGCGGUAUGCAGAGACUCGCCCAGCAUCGUAGUGCAAGGGGAGAUA